Molecule: messenger RNA, 282 nt
Organism: Leptosia nina
Lineage: Eukaryota; Metazoa; Arthropoda; Insecta; Lepidoptera; Pieridae
Source: the annotation of a GenBank genome assembly
AUGUUAAGAAGUUAUGCAGCUGCAUGGAUUCAAAGGACGUACUCUGAAAUAUCCUCUAUUUCCCAAAGAGUCGAGCCCUUACGCAAAUUGCCCAUCAAUUCCAACUUCGCCCAGAAGUCCACUCGGACAACUCGGAACUCGUCUGCAAUUUCUACCACAAAUUACGUCUUCGAGCGGAGCGCCGGCGAUUGCCAGGGCUUCGUUAAGGUCCAGAUUGGUCCCAUUGUGCGGCGCGUAAUCGCUGCCGGACAAUGGGCGGUGACGCGGCAUAAUUGCCGCUAA